CUUGUUCAUCAUCACCCCAGGCCAGAGUCGCUCAACUGACGCUUUGCGCUCCUCUCUUUAGUUAGGUCUCCGGACAUCGGCUCACCGCAGCCUUCUUUGUCCACCGAGACCUCGUUCACGCUCUUCGCCAGCAGUAGCCCAGCCUGACAUCCGCCACGGCAUCGAACGAGGCACGACCGCUAUCUUCCAUCUUCAGGUCUCACUCUACGGACCGCAAAGCACACUCACAUUCACAAUGUCGGAAAUCGACACCAGAACUGUCCCCUCGAGGGGCAGAAGCUCCGUCCGAGGAGGCAGAGGUGGCACCAGCCGCGGAGGACCUCGCGGCGGCAGGAAAGUCAAUGGAACAUCAACCGAGGCAGCGACACUUGAAGAAUCACUCGAAGAUCAAGGAGAGAUUGGCCAGAUGAAGAAGAAGUAUCAGCCAGAGCUCACUAUGCUCAAAGACAUGUUUCCUGACUGGACCGACACCGACCUUGUGUUCGCCCUCGAAGAGGCCGAUGGCGACGUCGGCGCGACUGUCGACAAGAUCACGCAGGGCGCAGUCUCACAAUUUGCAGAGGUGAAAAAGCCCAAGGAUCGCGCUCGCUCGAAGGUUCCAGCCGAGUCAACAGCUGCAGGUGCUACUGACCGUCCUCAUUUCAGCGCUCGGGGCGCACGUGGCCGAGGCGGCUUUGAGGGCGCUCGCGGUGGUCGUGGCCGCGGUGCAGACCGUGGCAGAGGUGGUUUCCGUGGCAGUCGAGGCGGCCACGCAAGCACGAAUGGCGUGGACAAGGAUGCUAACGGCAGCACCUCUGUACCCACCACCGAAUCGAAUGCAUGGGAUACAACGGCGACGAGCGAAGCCACGGCGGCAUGGGACAAUACUCCCGCAGAGCCUGUCAAAGAAUCCGUCGAUACUGGCGACAAUGUUCUUGGUACGGUCACUGCUGUCGACCCUGCUCCAGCUGCGAGCACUCAGCCUGCAAAGAGCAGUGUGAUAGAGCAGGGCAGUGCGAAGAAGAGUUGGGCUAGCAUGUUCGCGAAGCCAAAGCCUGCGCCAGCACCCGUACCACAGAAGCAGAUACUGACUAGACAGCCACCGCCCGUGGAGCUGGACGCGACCGAGCAAGCGGUUCCAGAGCCGGCCGAAGCUGCAGUAGAACCAGUACAUGAGACUUUUGAACAGCCAGAGCCGCCGGCAGAAGCUGCAGGUCCAUCCGAGCCACAGGCCGUGGAGCCUGCCGCGACUCCAGAGACUGCCACUGCCCCGGAUCCUUUGACGGAAGAGAACGUGGAGCACUUGCCAGACGAGUCUCAUGCGCCUGCGACGCAGACUGUGGCAAGCACUGCCGGCUCCAUGGAUUCGCGAAACCUCACCCCCCUCCAUCCUCCGCAAGCACCAAUCGGCAGACCACCAGUUGGAGGAUAUGCCACCGUUGCCGCUCGUCUUGCGGGCGCUGGUGGUAGGAGCGCAAGCUACCAACGUAGAGUGCAAGAGCAGCAGGAGGCGGUUGUUAUGCCAGGGCACAACGCAGUAGACAGAGCUGCGGUACAGUUUGGCAGCAUGGGAUUGAAUGGAGAAGCUGGUCCAGACGUGGACGAAGAGCGAGAAGAGCCAGAGACUCGCCACGCACCGCAACACUCUCCACCAGCGCAACCACGUACCUCGCUACCACCCGCUGCUCGUGCUGCACAAGAGUCACUACUGCCAGAAGCGCAGCCUCAAGCACCAGCGCAAGCACAGCCUACACCAAAGCAGGCCCCAGGUCUGCCACCCGCGUCCGUACAGAAUCAGCAACAGAUCCAGGAUCCUUCGCUAGGACAACCUCCUUCGCAGGACCAGCAAUACCCACAGUCGUACAACCAGUAUGCCCGAGGCUACGUUCAGCCACAAAGUCUUCCCGGAGGACAACAGGACAAUGUCGCGCAGCAGCAGAAGCCAUACGACCCCUUCAGCCAUCAGGCACAACAAUCUCAGUACGAUCAAUACGGUCACAGCCAACAGCAGCACCAGCCCCAACCCCAGCACCAGUCUGGAUUUGGUGGCUUGUCGUCUGCACCGGGCGACUACUCGUCGUACUAUACCAGCGAUGCGCCACGCAACAACUACCAACAGUACUACGGUGGCUCAUACGGCGCCGGUCAGGAUUCGAGGCAACAAGCUGGACAGUCUCAACCACACGAUCCCACCAUCGGGCAGCAGCGCUCAACCAGUGGAUACGGCGCGAACGAGAACGCGUUUGCAUCUCAUGGUCAUCAGCAGGCACAGUCGCGCUUCGCUGAAGCUCCUGGGUCUGGUCAUAACACUCCAAACCCGGUCGCUGCCAGCCAGCAGCAGCCUUCGCAAACGGCUCAAAGUCAGCACUCGCUCCCACAGCAGCAACAAGGUCAUGGACAGCAACAUUUCCCCAAUGCAGCUGCAGCUGCAGCUGCUGGCUACCCGUAUGGUCAUCCAUACUAUUCCAGCGCAUACCCGACUGCAUAUGCCAAUCAGUUUAAUGGCUACACACAAGCAUAUGGAGCCGGGUCUGGGUAUUCAGCGGGACAAGGCGGCUAUCAAGGCAAGCAGCAGCCGCAGCAGCAGCAAUCGCAGCAGGGAAACAGCUAUGGCGCUCCGCACAGCUAUGGAUCCUCGUAUGACCAACACUCCGCUUCGCCCGCGAACGUGCAUGCAUAUGGUCAGAACCAGCGCAGCGCGAGCGGAAUGGGCGCUUCGCUUGGAGGGCUCGAUGACUAUGGUCGCAGCUCUGCCCAGGCAGGCUCACACCAGCAAAGCAGCGCAUUUGGCAGCGUCCAUGAUCCUUUUGCACGCUCCACUUCCGGAUUUGGUGCUCAGGGCGGGUACGGACAGCAGAGCAUUGGUGGCCAGGAAGAUUCAUUGAAGGCGUAUGACAACGCCAAGAGUGGCCCAUCGCCAGCGCUCGGUCAGCCAGGACGCCCAGGAUCUGCCGCAAAUAGCGCAGCUGGAAACGCUCAAUCUGGCUUGCCUCCGCCACAGCAUGGCCAGCAUUCUGGCUUUGGCGGAGGUUAUCCAGGAUUCCAGGGUCAAGGAAAUCCUUACAACGGCCUUGGAGGUCUUGGAGGUCACCAACAGGCUCAGCAAAGCCAACAAGGUCAGCAGAGCGGCCAGUAUGGGUAUGGUGGUUUCAACCAGACUUAUGGCAGUUAUGGCCAGAGCAGAGGUGGCUGGGCUCAGAAUUACGGAGCGCACUAGGAGAAUCCCAAUGACGCCUCGCGACUAGGUGAAAGUGAGGCAGACGCUGCCGCCACACUGCUUAUGAUCCGCCACAAUACGUCACAGGGGAAAAGAGAUAGGGACGGCAAGAUCCUUUCGUGCUUCAUUAAACAAUAUGACGAAUGGCAGCGUACCUCCUCUGAUGAGCAGCAACAGCAGCAUCCACGGAGGGGGUAGAUUUGUAUGAUAUUACCACUACUACUAUCACCAUUGUCCGAGGCUACUCGACAACUCGACUCUUUUUCACAUUAUGCUUGCGAUGGAAUUCCUCGGCGUACGGGACACGAAAGAUUGGGAGGCAUAUUCUCGGCCAAAAGCUGGAACAGUACGACUUCUGAAAGCAAACCCCUUUGAAUCAGGCGUAUUCCUGGGCUAGGGAAGAGAUAAUCAUGAAAAGGUGUAUGUCUUUAAUGAGGCGGUUCUGCCUCGUAUAUUACAUAGCUGAACAUGAACGGCUAGCGACAAG
Molecule: messenger RNA, 3683 nt
Organism: Sphaerulina musiva SO2202
Lineage: Eukaryota; Fungi; Ascomycota; Dothideomycetes; Mycosphaerellales; Mycosphaerellaceae
Exons: 2
Coding region: 236-3196 (986 amino acids)
Cellular component (GO): nucleus; cytoplasm
Molecular function (GO): ubiquitin binding
Source: RefSeq, a predicted model, not a curated record